AUGCCCCCAGCUUCUAGCUCUAUUUUUCCCCCUUGGUUAGCGGAUGCCAUUGAAGUUAGCAUGUUGGUCCGGGGAAUUGGCUGGGACUUCGGCCGCCAUGUUCAUCUACCUCAGAGGACCAGGUCGCUAAAUCGAGGUCCAUUUCUAAUAGCCACCAUCUUUUCAUUCAUCAAGAAUUUCGUAAUCCUCGACUUAUGCGAGUCUCUUGUGAAGCGGCUACCUAAAAUUGGGGAUUCCGAAGGCAACUCCAUAUUCGUUGCUGAACUUCCUGGCUACGCACGUUACACCUUGUCUACGGCCAUUCACAUCAUGGUUGGAACUGCUAUAAUAUGCGGCUUAGAGUCAUGGAACGACAUAAUUGCGUUAGUAAAGGUCGGCUUACUGGGUCGGUCACCAACUAUAUGGUAUCCACUCUUCGACAGUCCCUGGAGAUGCACGUCCCUUUCAAGAUUUUGGGGGAAAGGAUGGCACCAACUCCUUCGGCACACGUUCCUUUCUUUAGGAGGAUAUCCCGGUUAUUGGCUAGCUGGCAAAGCUGGAAUGGUCAUUGGAACUUGUUUUGCAUCUGGCAUUUUCCAUAUCGUAGGAUUGCCAAUACUCAAUACUUGGAUUGUCGUAUUUUUCACGCUUCAAGGUGUGGGUAUUCUACUCGAGCAUGUCUGGAAGAACGUCACUGGCAGACGGGUCGGGGGCGUCAUCGGAUGGGUAUGGAUCGCACUUGUUAUAUUGGGACUGGGGCAAAGCUGCACGGAUGUGUGGGUUGUUCUCGCAGCAUCAAUAUGUACGAAAGGCGGAAAGGCGGUCAUUUCGCGACAGUUCCGUGACAUGAGCAGGUCUCGGAUCGAUUCGCUCCUAGCCUCCUUCCCAAAGUUGAUACCAACCGGGACGCAGCAUACAUCGGUGGAGACCGAAGACGUCCGCUAUGUUUAUCAGCCACUGGAGGACCUGUACAUUCUUCUCAUAACCAACAAAUCUUCAAACAUACUGCAAGAUAUCGAAACGCUGCACCUCUUUGCACGCGUAGUCUCAGAUUUAUGUAGGAGCGCAGAUCAAAGAGAGAUAGCGAAGAGCGCAUUUGAGCUCUUGGGUGCAUUUGACGAGAUUGUGAGCUUGGGGUAUAGAGAACAAGUCAACCUCAUGCAAGUCAGGAAUAUCCUGGAGAUGGAGAGUCAUGAAGAGAAGAUCCAGGAGAUCAUUGCCAGGAAUAAGGAGGCCGAGGCCAAGGAAGAACUCAAGCGUCGUGCCAAACAGCUCGAGAUGCAGCGGCGAGAACAACAACGGCGCGCUGCUGCUGGUGGUCCUUCUGGGGGUAGUUAUCUGGGUGGAGGCGUUACAGGCUACUCCCCUAUCCCGCAACGAUACGACACCACCCCGGCACCCGUACGUACCGCCUCUCCGGCUCCAUCAUCCUUGCGCGCCCCUGCAUUCAAAGGCAGUGGUAUGAAGCUGGGAAGCAAGAAGACGCGACAAGCAGAACUGCUCGAUGCACUUGGGGGAGAGGCCUUACUGUCGGAAGAUAUGUCGACUCCGGGAUCUCCAGCUGUCUCGAAUGAAAUCGAGCCUCCUGUCUCCGCGCCCAAAAAUGAGAGAGGUAGCCUGCCCCCCAUUGACCCCGAGAGUGUUCAUGUUAUUGUGCGCGAAACACUGAGCGUAGAGAUGGUCCGUGAUGGUGGACUAAACAACUUGGAGUUGAAGGGCGACAUGAACCUCCACAUUUCCGAUCCUGCAUUGGCUCGUAUCAAACUUUCCAUCGCACCGGCUGCUGUCACGUUCGGUCCAGAAUUGCAGUUUAAACAGCACCCCAACGUGGGCAAAUUUGUGGCGAAUCGUGAUCGCGUAGUUGCCUUGAAGGAUGCGUCCCGAAGUUUCCCUGUUGGCCAGGCACUAGCUGUGCUCAAAUGGCGAUAUGUCGGGAGGGACGAGACCUUUGUACCUCUUUCCAUCAAUUGUUGGCCUACCCCUUCCAAUGAUGGGACAUGUGACGUGAACAUUGAGUAUGAACUGGAAAAUGAGGGUCUUUCUCUCCACGAUGUACUAAUUUCCAUACCGCUUCCCGACGGUUCUUAUCCGACCGUUUCGUCCCACACGGGUGAAUGGGCCCUCAAUCCUUCCAGCCAUUCACUCGAUUGGUCGAUUCCAUUAGUAAAUGCUGAAGACCGCUCCGGUUCGUUGGAAUUUGCCGUUGGAGGAGACGACCCUGGCGCAUUCUUCCCUGUCAAAGUACAGUUUGUAAGCGAAGGCAGCAUCGCUGGUGUGCGCGUGUCCUCUGUCACGCGGGUCGAUAAUGGAGAAGAGACGGUUUUCUCGGAAGAUGCUAUAGUCCAAGUAGAAAAUUACGCUGUCGUCUAG
Molecule: messenger RNA, 2349 nt
Organism: Fibroporia radiculosa
Lineage: Eukaryota; Fungi; Basidiomycota; Agaricomycetes; Polyporales; Fibroporiaceae
Exons: 8
Coding region: 1-2349 (782 amino acids)
Biological process (GO): endoplasmic reticulum to Golgi vesicle-mediated transport; retrograde vesicle-mediated transport, Golgi to endoplasmic reticulum; Golgi localization
Cellular component (GO): COPI vesicle coat; cytosol
Source: RefSeq, a predicted model, not a curated record